UCUUCUCCCUGAGGCACUAAAUCGAACCCCGUAAAACGUGAACCAAACCAGAAAGCUUCUCAAAAUUAAUGGCGUUGGUAGCUUUCAGAUUCAUCAAUGGACCGCGGCCCGCGCUCCGUCGAGCCUAUACCCCACAAAAAUCUAGGAUCAUACGAGCGUUCUCGGCGAUUAUGUCUCCGCCCUCCAGAGCCGUCGUCUACGACCGCCAUGGUCCUCCAGACAGCGUUACCAGAGUGAUUAACUUACCGCCGGUGGAAGUGAAAGCGAAUGAUGUGUGUGUGAAAAUGCUGGCUGCUCCGAUCAACCCCUCCGAUAUUAACCGCAUUGAAGGUGUAUACCCUGUGAGGCCGGAGGUGCCGGCAGUUGGAGGAUAUGAGGGAGUUGGAGAAGUGCAUUCAGUGGGCUCGGCCGUUCAGGGUCUUUCACCUGGUGACUGGGUUAUCCCAUCUCCACCUUCUUCUGGUACAUGGCAGACUUAUGUUGUGAAAGAUCAGAAUGUUUGGCAUAAAAUCAACAUGGAAGUACCCAUGGAAUAUGCUGCUACCGUUACUGUUAAUCCCUUGACUGCUCUGAGGAUGCUGGAGGACUUUGUCUCUUUAAAAGCAGGAGACUCGAUUGUUCAAAAUGGAGCGACAAGCAUAGUUGGACAAUGUGUCAUACAGCUUGCUCGGAUUCGCGGCAUCCAUAGCAUAAAUAUUAUUCGUGAUAGGGCAGGGUCUGAUGAAUCAAAAGAAAAACUCAAAAGACUUGGAGCUGAUGAAGUUUUCAGUGAGAGUCAGCUUGAAAUAAAGAAUGUUAAGAGCCUCUUGGCAAACCUACCUGAACCUGCUUUGGGAUUUAACUGUGUUGGAGGCAAUGCUGCUACAUUAGUUCUUAAGUUCUUGAGGCAAGGAGGAACAAUGGUAACAUAUGGUGGCAUGUCUAAAAAACCAAUUACCGUGUCAACCUCAUCUUUCAUUUUUAAGGACCUUUCUCUGAGGGGAUUUUGGUUGCAGAAAUUGAUGGGUACAGAUAAAGCAAAAGAGAGUAGAAAGUUGAUAGAUUACCUGCUGGAUUUGGCACGUCAAGGAAAGUUGAAAUACGAGAUGGAGGUGGUUCCUUUUGACAAUUUCCACAUUGCACUCAGCAAGGCGCUUGGUAUGCAGGGUAGCCAACCUAAACAGGUCAUCAAAUUCUAACCCUCUGGACACUGAUAUGCAAUUUGCCUUGCUUUUCCAGGACCAUACUAUAGGUGUAGGUGGUUUCCAAGUUUGUUCAUGAAUUAGUUAGAUACUAAGAUCUGAAAGAAAUGCCCCUUUUGUUCCAAUGAAAAGCCUUGUUUCAAUUCCAACCCUUCCUAGAAAGUGGGAAUAAAGCCAACUAGUGUUGUGCUCAUUAUGAGUUUUAGAAACUAAGAAGUGAAUGUUCAAAUUGCUAGGGGCAACAUUUGAGUCACUUGUGAAGCUUCUGUAAUUUGAUGAAUAAAGUUAAACUUAUAGUUCAGGUCGGGUUUGUUUU
This is a messenger RNA of Cucurbita pepo subsp. pepo (vegetable marrow), 1497 nucleotides long. RefSeq names its product Polyketide synthase, enoylreductase family protein. NCBI's taxonomy places the organism in Eukaryota, Viridiplantae, Streptophyta, Magnoliopsida, Cucurbitales, Cucurbitaceae. Gene Ontology annotation, cellular component: mitochondrion. Gene Ontology annotation, molecular function: oxidoreductase activity. The record is from RefSeq and is a predicted model, not a curated record. Gene Ontology annotation, biological process: fatty acid metabolic process.